CUGCACUCCGGACAUGCGAACACGAGGAUAUUCGGUACCCCCACCAGUGUUGUUGAAGAGGGUGAAUUCGACUUCGAGGACGGUCAGAUCGACAUCGACGAUAUCGACGGCACUACCUCCCAGAGCAGCGACAGCGAUCUCAACUAUGGCUCCCUCGACGAACAUACUCCUGCUCCUUCCGUGUUCUCAGGGUUCGACUCUCGAUCGAUCUCCGCUGUCUCUAUAACCCCCUCUGCAUCCGAGGUUUCUAACAAUGCUUCAGAUGCUGCGAGCAAGGACGGGGACGAGUCCGACGAUGAGCCCGAUAUUCUCAGGGAUCUAGCUAAGAUGAGGGCGGAGGACCCGAAGAAUGAAUUGCUUCGUCCUCCUCCGGUUCCCCGUGACCCUUGGGAUCUCGACUACGAUGAGGAAGCGUCUCUCGAAGAGGUGGAGGCGAUCAUCUCCGCUCCUGCUGCGCCCACUGUCAACGUGGAACCUAGCAGCGAGUCCAUUGAGGUCGACGUCCCUUCCCCUUCGAGCCCCCUGGACACGAUCGCCGAGGCUGAUGAAGACGAAGGUCUCACUGAAGGCGACAUGAGCGUCGAAGUCGAGGACUACUCGAAGCGACCCACUCUCCCUCUCGUGUGCGCUCUAUUCCCUCACGGCGUCCUGAUCUCUGGGCGGGAAACUCUCGUAUACGAUACUCCCAGCGGCUGCGCUCGUCUGCCGACCCUCGGUCCCGACUACAAGCCCAUCGAGGGCAGCGGUCGGCUCGACACUCCUCCUCGCCACCUUUGGGAGAAGAUUGCACGCGCAGCGGAAGCGGCGUUCCACCGUGACCACGCUAAGUUUGGAAUGUGGAACUGGAGGGACUAUGCGAAGGAGCUCGAGGCCGAGGACGCCCUCCCCAACCAUGGGUCCCUCCAGGCUCUCCAUGAUACCUUCAACUCUAAAGGGUGGGACCGUCUCUCAGGAGAGUAUUUCCAGGAGGGUGCCGACCUCGGAUAUUCUGACUCGCUCGAUGACUUGCUCCGCGCAGAGGAUGGCGUGGACUUGUAAUUUGAUCUAAUAUUAUGAUAUACUAGUAUAUGGCAUGCCACCAAGGGUGUACCGUCCAUUCUUUUUGUAUACCCGUCGUUUCCAUCUUUGUACUGCACUGGAUCUGUCCUUGCGAUCCGCAUCUUUAUUCUGUUUACC
Messenger RNA from Gloeophyllum trabeum ATCC 11539, 1176 nucleotides. RefSeq lists its product as uncharacterized. NCBI's taxonomy places the organism in Eukaryota, Fungi, Basidiomycota, Agaricomycetes, Gloeophyllales, Gloeophyllaceae. The transcript is spliced from 3 exons. Bases 328 to 1038 code for a protein of 236 amino acids. The record is from RefSeq and is a predicted model, not a curated record.